Molecule: messenger RNA, 19487 nt
Organism: Helobdella robusta
Lineage: Eukaryota; Metazoa; Annelida; Clitellata; Rhynchobdellida; Glossiphoniidae
Exons: 117
Coding region: 1-18798 (6265 amino acids)
Biological process (GO): protein phosphorylation
Molecular function (GO): protein kinase activity; protein binding; ATP binding
Source: RefSeq, a predicted model, not a curated record
AUGCACCGAAUAGCCGAAUAUUUGAUCCAAUAUUCGUCGGUCAAAGCAGAGAAGAACGAAUAUGAAAAAAACAGCGUCCCGCUAAGAAUUCUUUGUCGAGAUAAUAUUCCAUCUCGACACGAACUCAGAAAUUUUAGCAGCCAUGGUAGACCACCCACAUCGAGACGUACGCUGAGUAGGAAGGAACCUGCUAAACCGGAAGUGGCAAAAAGCGAAGAUCCGCCGGAAAUUGUCGGCAAAAUAAAUGACGUCACGGUCAAUCAAGGUCAGAAAGUUGAGUUCAACCUGAAGGUCACAGGCUCCAAGCCCCUGACGGUCACGUGGUUCCGAAAUGACACGACGAAACUUAAGAGUAGCAAGAACUCGAAAAUCACAUUUGCUCAAGGAGAGGCGAAACUUAUAAUAAUGGAAGCGGACGGUGAGGACGAUGGCGAGUAUCGAAUAGAGGCCGUCAACGAGUUCGGUAAGGCCACACAAACAGCCCGGGUCAACGUCAUACUACCUGAAAAACUCCAAGGAAAAGUUAAACAAUUCUCAAAAACCGAAGCAGAAGGAGAAACUGUGGAAUUGAAGAAAGUGUUAAAAGACAAAAGAAGUUCCGUGGUGGCUAAACCCGGAGAUGCCCUCGAUGCAAAUAAGCUGGGCCCUCGCGGGUCCAGGAGUUCCAGAGGAUCCAUCGUCGUCCCCAAGUUACCGACGGCCCCUGUGGGGCCAGGGGGGCCUCAGGGCAUUCCUUCGAUCGUCGUUGAUGGCGGCAACUCGCCCGAUGGAUCUAGGAGAGGCUCAGCAGUUGUCGAUGGAGACCCGCUUAAACGUCGAGGAAGCAAACUCCCGGAUGAAGAUGAGGAGGAAAUGAAAUACUUCCUGACCAAACCUCAGAACCAAGUGGUCAACAUUGGCGAGACUAUGUUCGUUGAGUGCACCUUCAAACAAAAGCCACCGAACGUCGACUGGUACAGAGGGGCCAUCCCGAUGAAAACUGACCCCAGAGUCACCAUCGUCUUUGACCCCGUCAAGUUGUACGCUUCUGUCGAGAUGAAAAAGUGCAAGCAGAGCGACGAGUCAAAGUUCAGAGUUCAAGUUGAGGAUGAGAACGGAGAGGAAACUUUGGAAUUUGCUGGAUUUUCGGUUUUCGUUAAAGACCCUAAAGAUUCUGGAUUAGAUUUUAGGAGUCUUUUGAAACACAAAGAUCACAAAAAACGUAGAGGCACGAAGGAGGAUCCGGACUGGGGAGAGUUAAACCCACUUGAGAAAGACCAGCAAGAGUACGCGAGAAACAGACGCAUGUCCGCCAUCGACCUGUCGAGGAACGCCGCCCAACUCGGUGAUGGCAAGGAAAGGACGACGGAUCACUGGAUAGACGAGCUUGAAGACCUAACCUGCCAAGAGAAAGAGAGCAAGGUGGAGUUAGCAUGCAAGUACAGCAAGCCAACCGCACGCGUCAGAUGGUAUAAAAACAAGCUGGAAAUUUUCCAAGGAACCAAGUAUAACAUUUCUUCUGAAGAUGGAAUAUUCCGACUGAUCGUGAACAAGGUGACAAAGGACGACAACGCAAGAUACAUCUGCAGUGCAGACCUCAAGGAAACAUCCUGCUAUCUCACUGUUGAAAGUAAGAAAGUUGAAUACUUCUUCACACAAAAACUUCCCAAGACUGCCAAUGUGAAGCGGAAGAAGGAUUUGAUACUGGAAUGUAUGAUAAACGAUCCGAGGCCUGACGUUACAUGGAAGAAGAACGGAGAGAAAAUUGAAUACGAACCAGAUAAGUAUGAAAUAUCAAGACGCGAAAAUCGCUGCCUAUUGAAAAUCAAAAAUGUUGGCAAAGAUGACGCCGCUGAAUUCUCUUGCGAGGUUGAAGGAGACAAAACUACAGGGAAAGUGGUCGUCGAAGAGCCGGAGUACGAUUUCGACAAGAGCCUGACAGACACAGACGCCCUGGAGAAGGAAAAUGCCGAGUUCGAAUGCGAAGUAAACGACGAGGAAGCCCCUGUCGAGUGGUACAGGGAGGAUAAGAAAAUUGACAUAAAUGAUCCGAAAUACUUCUGCGUGCAAGACGGCAAGAAACGUCGUUUGCGAGUGAACAACAUCGGUCAGAGGGACGAGGGCAUCUACAAGUGCAAGAUCGUCGGCCAGGAUAAAGUUACUUCAGGAAAAUUAUACGUCGCUCCCGAGGUCGUCAUCAAGGAGCAGUUAAAAAAUUUGCGGAAAGUUGAAGGCGAAGAGGCGCAGUUCGUCUGCAAGGUUAAAAAUCCGAAGAACUACCCGAUAACCUGGUACAGGAACGACGAGGAGAUCAAACCGUCGGACAAGUUCGUGAUUACGGAGGAGGGAGGCAAGGCAACUCUCACUAUCAAAGAUCUAACGCUAGACGAUGCAUCGGAGUUCUCCUGCAAGAUUGGGGACAGGUCAACCUCGGCUAAACUUCAGGUGGAUCUUGCCCAGCGCCCUCCAGUAGUCAAUCUGGAUGCGGUGCCCAGGGAGAUCACAGUGAAGGCGGGCCAGAAUGUUGCCCUCGACAUCCCGUACACGGCCAACCCAAAACCAACCGUGGCCUGGACGAAGAACAAGGGCCAACUCGAUCCAAGCAUCAAAACUUCGCAAACUGCCGACAAGUGCAAACUGAACUUAGAGAAGGCGAAGAGAAGCGACGCUGGCGAGUACGAAAUUGAACUGAAGAACAAGAGCGGCAAGAUAAACGUGCCCAUCACGUUGAAAGUCAUUGACAAACCGUCGAAACCACAAGGACCACUUGUGGUGCAAGAUGUGUACAAGGACAGAUGUCGCCUGUCAUGGAAGCCUCCAAAAGAUGACGGAGGCCUUCCAAUUGAGAAGUACAUCGUGGAAGCCCAGGAUGUAGCGACGGGACAGUGGACGCUCGUUGGGAAAGUUAUCGACGACACUCAGUGUGGAGUGCCUGGGCUGGAGCCUGGUAAAAAGUACAAGUUCAGAGUUAAGGCUGUCAACAGCCUCGGCGAGAGUGAGCCGCUGACGUCGGAUGGGGAGACGCUGGCCAAAGAUCCUUUCGAUCCUCCCGGCCAGCCUGGCAGACCUGAAAUUAUCGACUACGACAAGGACAGGGCCGAAAUCAAAUGGACCCCUCCGACCACGGACGGUGGAAGUCCCAUCCUCAAAUACGUCAUCGAGAAGAGGGAGAGGGGGAAAGAUUGGGAGAAGGUGGGCAUGGUGCCUCCCUCUGAAAACAGUGCUGCCAUCCCGAACUUGGAGGAGGGCAAAGAGUACGAAUUCCGGGUGACCCCCGUGAACGAGGCAGGCCCUGGAAAGGCUUCGGAACCAUGUGCCCCUGUUAAGACCAAAGCGAGAAGAGUCAAGCCGCGAAUCGACCGCAACAGUUUCAUGGAGAUCAACACGUACAAGAACGGCCAGGAAGCAAACAUCGAAGUCAAAUUCUCAGGCGAGCCUUCCCCGAAGGCAGUCUGGAGCAAAGCUGGAAAGCCAUUGGUCGAAGAUAAACUUAUCAAAACCAGUACCAAGCCUUUUGAAACAUUAGAGAAAGGAGAAAACAUCAAGCAAACCGACCAAGACUACGUAACGAACCUCAUAUGGAGAAAGCUGACUCGUAAAGAUACCGGUAAAAUCGUUAUAACCGUUUCUAACGAAUACGGUAUGGACCGAGCCGAGCUAGAAUUGGUUGUAUUCGGACCACCGGGCAAGCCAAAAGGUCCAUUGGAGGUCACAGAUAUCCAGAAGGACAGUGCAACAAUUGCAUGGAAACCACCUGCUGAUGAUGGCGGUAAACCGAUCACUGGCUACACAUUGGAGAAACAAAACGUGUCCACCGGAAAAUGGGAACCAAUAUCCGGAACCAUCCCACCGGAUGUGCACGAAUUCAAAAUACCGAAACUGAAAGAAGGCGAGGAUUACAAAUUCAGAGUGAGGGCCGAGAAUGAGCUGGGGCCAAGUGAGCCGCUCGAAACUGAGAAAUCUGUCCUUAUUAAGAACCCCUUCGAUCCAUCCGAUCCUCCCGGCAAGCCUUUCGUAGUAGACAGCGACAAAAACUUUAUAAAAAUAAAAUGGGAAAAACCGAAAAAAGAUGGUGGCGCCCCCAUAACCGGUUACAACGUUGAAAGAAAGGAUCCCAGAACUGGAACUUGGAGCAAGGUCAACACGGAGCCUCUCAAGGAACCCGAAUUCAGAGAUGAUAAAGUCCAACCGAACAAAGACUACCAAUACCGAGUGACAGCUGAGAACGAAGGUGGCGAAUCAAAACCAAGCGAACCAUCUGAUCUCAUCAAAGCCAGACCUCUCAAAGACGCCCCCAAAGUGGACCUAAGCCUAUUGGCUGGUAAAGAAAUCAGGGUGCGAGCGGGAGAUCCAAUCAAAAUCGAGGUGCCAGUUAGUGGAACGCCCAGACCUAACAUCAGCUGGUCGAAAGAUAAAAAAGAUUUGCCCCCGUCAGAUAAGGCGAGACAAGAAAUCACGGACGACCCGGUAAAGGGCGACGACAAAGCCACCCUAACAAUCCCCGCAUCGACGAGGGCUGACUCGGGCAAGUACACCAUCAAAGCCAGCAAUGAGUUUGGCGAAAGUUCUGGUGACAUUACCGUUAUUGUUUUAGACAAACCUUCCCCACCAAGAGACUUGAACGUAAGCGAAGUCUUCGCCGACAGAUGCACACUCGACUGGAAGCCACCGGCCGACGAUGGUGGUGCCGAAGUCACUGGCUACAUUAUCGAGAAAUGUGAUGAGGAUACCGGUCUGUGGCUACCGAUAAGUGACGUCAUCAGUGGAACGAAGCACGUGGUCAAGGGCCUUAAGAAGGGGAAGAAGUACAAGUUCAGGGUGAAAGCAGAGAACCAAUAUGGCGUCAGUGAUCCAGUUGAAACUGAUAGACCGAUCCUAGCUAAGAACCCAUAUGAUAAACCGGAUCCUCCCGGCAAGCCUGAAGUGACAGACAGUGAUAAAGACUUCAUAGCGAUAAAAUGGGAGCCCCCAGCAAAAGAUGGCGGUGCUCCAAUAACCGGAUACAACGUAGAAAGGAAGGAUCCCAAAACUGGCACCUGGAAAAAAGUUAACACGGAACCUCUCAAAAAACCAGAAUUCAAGGACAAGAAGGUUCAGCCGGGCAAGGAGUACGAGUACAGAGUCACCGCUGAAAAUGCUGGAGGCGAGUCUGAUCCCAGCGAAGCAUCCAAUCCCAUCAAAGCUAGGCCAUUGAAAGCUCCACCUAAAGUUGAUCUAUCUGGAUUAGGCGGUAGGGAUGUGCGUGUGCGAGCUGGAGAGCCAUUGAAAUUGGACAUCCCUAUUUCUGGAGCACCAACUCCAACUGUUACUUGGCAAAAAGAUGCUAAAGAUCUUCCUCCGUCUGAAAGGAUUGAACAGAAAAACGGUGAAGAGGAGGCCAGCCUGCACAUACCUGUCACAAAGAAAUCCGACAACGGAAAAUAUGCCAUCACUGUUAGCAAUCCGAACGGAGUUGAUACUGGAUACAUCAACGUUAUCGUUCUAGACCGACCAUCGCCGCCUGAAAAUCUGCAAGUAUCUGACGUGAGAGCAGAACAAUGCAAGUUAUCCUGGGACCCGCCAGCUGAUGAUGGCAACGGUGAAAUAACUGGCUACAUCGUUGAAAGGUGCCAAGAAGGUACCAACUUCUGGGAGAAGGUUCCGGGAAAUACCAUCGGAACGAAGCAUACAGUCCGUGGUUUGGAGCCCGGUAAGAAAUAUAAAUUCAGAGUUAAAGCUGAAAACCAGUACGGAGUGAGCGAUCCAUGCGAAACUGAUAGAUCUAUUCUGGCCAAAAAUCCGUUUGACCCGCCAGGCGAGCCUAAAGACUUGCAGAUUGACAAAUAUGAUAAGAGUUCCGUGACUUUGAAGUGGAAAAAACCGAACGACGAUGGAGGCAAUUCCAUCAAAGGUUACGUGAUCGAGAAGUGCCCGGCAAAGGGUCGCGGAGAUUGGACGCCUGUCAAUUCUACGCCGACAGCCGGCACAACAUUCACAGUACCAAACUUGACGGAAGGAAGUGAGUGGGAGUUCAGAGUGGUGGCUGUCAACGACGCUGGUCCCGGCAAGCCAAGCAAGUCGACUGGGCCUCACAGAGUCAGGGACCAAGUCUUUGCCGCCGGCCCGCCCGGAACACCCACCAUCGACAGAGUGUCCCCAAAAGCAAUUGAUCUUUCGUGGGAGAAACCCCUGGACGACGGAGGCGGUAAAAUAGAAGGCUACAUAGUUGAGGUGAAGGAUAAAGAUGGCGAAUGGAAGGAGGUCAGUUCAAUUCCCGUCAAAGACACUCACUGCACUGUACCAAACUUGAAAGAAGGAGAAACUUACCAGUUCAGGGUUAAGGCUGUUAACGAGGCGGGUCCUGGUGAACCUAGUAACCCCACUGUACCCGUCGUAGCAGAAAAACCCAAAGAAAAACCAAGCAUAGAUUUGAGCGGCAUCAAAGAUAUAACGGUGAGGGCAGGGCAAGACAUAAAAAUAGCCCUACCAAUAAAAGGUUGGCCCGUUCCUACCGCCACCUGGUCGCUUGGAGAUAACGUUCUCGAUAAGGGAGGCAGAAACAAAAUUGAGACGAGCGAAGACCAGGCCUUGUUAGUUAUAAAAGACGCAGUGAGGAAAGAUACAGGCCCUUACAAUAUCGUUAUUAAAAAUGAUUCAGGAAGUGCUGAAGGAACAGUCAACGUUACUGUGCUCGACAAGCCGUCUCCGCCAGAGGGACCCCUGGAACCAGUCAGCACCUCCCCCACCGAAAUCACACUCGAAUGGAAACCACCGAAAGAUAACGGCGGCUCCAAAAUUGAAAAAUAUGUUUUGGAAAAAAAACCUAAAGGUUCUAACCGCUGGACAAAGGUGCCAGGAACGAUCGGACCCAACGAUACGCAGGCAACCGCCAAAAAUUUGGAACCAGGAGAGGAGUAUGAGUUCAGGGUGAUGGCUGUCAAUGAGAAUGGAGAGAGUGAUCCUCUGGUUACUACGGAACCAAUCGUCGCCAAAUAUCCAUUUGAUCCUCCUGGCAAGCCAGGAAAACCUGAAUGUCAGGGAACAACUGAAGACUCGGUAACAUUAUCUUGGGACCCACCGUUCAGGGACGGUGGAAGGCCCAUCAAAGGAUACGUGCUCGAGAAAAGAGAAAAAGGGGCCAAGAAGUGGUCCAAAGUUCCGGCUGAAAUCACAGAUCCGGAGUUUACAGUGAAAGGCUUGGUGGAAGGAAGACCGUACGAAUUCAGGGUAGCUGCCAUCAACGAUGCUGGCCAUGGAGAAUUUUCUGAACCAUCAGAAGCGAUCAAACCCGCACCACCACCAUCUGCACCAAGAGUGCUAGAUUCUCUCCUCGGAGAUGUAAGGGCAAAGGUCGGCGAGCCCUACAAAAUAAAAAUUCCAUACAAAGGAACCCCUGUGCCCGAUGUCACCUGGUUCAAUGGAGCUAAACAAUUGGAUGAGGAUGGUAGGAUAUCGUUUGAAAUAAAGGAUGACGAAGUUGUUCUCCUUUGCAAAUCAGCCAAGAAAGAAGAUACAGGCCGCAUAUCAGCCGUCCUAAAGAACGUGAAGGGCUCCGACACAGCGUACGUGAACUUGGUGGUGGUCGACAAACCUGGUGCUCCAGAAGGACCCCUUGAAGUUUCCAAGAUCACCCCCGAAUCUUGUAAACUCUCCUGGAAGCCUCCCAAAGACGACGGUGGCAAUCCAGUUUCUCAUUACGUAGUUGAGAAGAAAGACAAGACAUCAGGCAAGUGGACUCCAGUGAGUCGUUUCUGCAAGGACACUGAAUGUGAGGUGAACGACCUGGAGCCAGGCGAGACCUACGAGUUCAGAGUUUCCGCUGUUAAUGAGAACGGCCAGAGCGAGCCACUGCUCACUGAUAAGCCGAUCGUUGCCAAGCAUCCUUUCGACCCGCCAGGCAAGCCUGGAAAGCCGACGAUUGAAGAUGCGGACGAGAGCUCUGUCACUCUCUCCUGGUCCAAACCAAUCAACGACGGGGGCAACAAAAUUAAGGGCUACGUCAUCGAAGCCAAGGAAAAAGGGUCGAACAAAUGGACGCCACUAAAUCCGAGAAACCCCUGCCACGAUACAACAUUUACAGCUCAAAACUUGGAACCGAACGUUGAAUAUGAGUUUCGUGUGUUGGCCAAGAAUGAAGCAGGACUCGGAGAACCAAGCGCGCCAUCUGAUGCCGUUAUCACUAAGCCUAAACCCACGAAAGCUUCAGCCCCUGGAGCACUGACUCCUGACAAAGUUGGGCCACACUCGAUCGAUCUCAGUUGGACGAAGCCUGCCAACGACGGAGGCAGCCCCAUCAAAGGCUACAGAUUGGAGAAGAAAACUCCGUACGGAGACUGGGAAGCAGUUUCAGACGCUCCAAUCGUCGGAGAGACAGCAACAGUUCCAGAUUUGGUGGAAGGUGAGGAGUAUCAGUUUAGAGUCGCUGCAAUUACAGACGUAGGUGUCGGAGAUUUCAGCUUAGCUACUGCCCCAAUCAAAGCAGAAAAGCCGAAACGCGUGCCAGACUCACCCGAAAACUUGCAGGCAACAGAAGUUUUUGCCGACCACUGCAAGCUGGCCUGGCUGCCUCCGUCCGACAACGGCGGCUCCGAAAUAACUGGAUACGUGGUGGAGAAGUGUCUCGAUGGAACGGACAACUGGGAGAAAGUUCCUGGAAUAGUCUCCGGAGAGUCUCACGUCGUGAAAGGAUUGGAGCCUGGCAAGAAAUACAGGUUCAGAGUUAAAGCUCAAAAUAAACUUGGAUUGGGAGAGCCCGUUGAGACUAAUAAGGCCAUCCUAGCUAAAGAUCCGUACGACCCGCCUGGCGAGCCAAAAGAUCCAGUGAUCACAAAAUACGAUAAGAAUUCAGUCACGUUGAAAUGGAAAGAACCAACAGAUGAUGGAGGCAAUCCCAUACAAGGCUACAUCAUCGAGAAGUGCCCGGCAAAAGGACGCGGAGAUUGGACACCUGUCAAUUCUACGCCAACAGCCGGCACUACAUUCACAGUACCAAACUUGACGGAAGGAAGUGAGUGGGAGUUCAGAGUGGUGGCUGUCAACGACGCUGGUCCCGGCAAGCCAAGCAAGUCGACUGGGCCUCACAGAGUCAGGGACCAAGUCUUUGCGGCCGGACCACCGGGAACCCCUCAGGUGGAUGAAGUCACUCCAAACUCAGUAGCCCUGUCUUGGGAGAAACCAUUCGACGAUGGCGGUGGAAAAAUUGACGGCUACAUCGUUGAGAUGAAGGACAAAGAUGGCGAGUGGAAAGAAGUCUCGCCAUUAGUGAAAGAUACAAAAUUCAAAGUACCACACUUAAAGGAAGGAGAAACUUAUCAGUUCAGAGUGAAAGCAGUCAAUGAGGCGGGUCCAGGGACUCCCAGUGCCCCCACUGCUCCCGUCGUUGCCGAAAAACCUGCUGAGAAACCAAGCAUUGAUUUAAGUCAGAUGAAAGAUAUAAACGUGAAAGCUGGUCAAGAAAUAAAAAUUGUCGUUCCAAUAAAAGGUUGGCCCCUCCCGACGGCUACCUGGGAACUCAAUGGAGCUCCUAUUGAGAAAGGUGGAAGGGUGCAUAUGGAGGUUCAAGAAGAUAAAGUCAUAUUGACAGUAAAAGAUGCAGCAAGAUCUGACACGGGCAAGUAUGAUUUGAAGUUGAAGAACCCGCACGGAACUGCAGAGGGUUCCCUUCACGUUAACGUCCUUGACAAGCCGGCAGCACCUGAAGGACCUCUCGAGCCAGUCAGCACCUCCCCCACCGAAAUCACAUUGGAAUGGAAACCACCAAAAGAUAACGGAGGUGCCAAAAUUCAGAAAUACGUCCUCGAAAAGAAACCUAAAGGUUCCAACCGCUGGACAAAGGUACCAGGAACGAUCGGACCCAACGAUACACAGGCAACCGCUAAAAAUUUGGAACCAGGAGAGGAGUAUGAGUUCAGGGUGAUGGCCGUCAAUGAGAAUGGAGAAAGUGAUCCUCUGGUUACUACGGAACCAAUCGUCGCCAAAUAUCCGUUCAAUCCACCCGGAAAGCCAGGCACUCCUGAAUGUCUGGGAACGACGGAGGACUCCAUAACAUUAACGUGGGAGCCUCCCACCAGAGAUGGCGGCCGACCAAUCAAGAGUUACGUCGUCGAGAAGAGAGAGAAGGGAUCGAAAAAAUGGACCAAAGUGCCUGAAGAAAUUCUCGACAACGAAGUAACGGUGAAAGGAUUGAAAGAAGGAAGGGAGUAUGAGUUCCGAGUAGCCGCAGUGAAUGACGCAGGACCAGGUGCCUUCUCUGAUGCAUCGGAGGCCAUCAAAGCUGCCCCUCCUCCCACUGCUCCGAAGGUUCUUCUCGACCCGAGUUUGAGCGAGGUGAGAGCAAAAGUAGGAGAACCAUAUAAGAUAAAAAUUCCAUACAAAGGCACACCCGUUCCUACUGUUAACUGGUUCAAUGGUCCGAGACAAAUAAACGAAGAUGGAAGAAUAUCAUUCGAAAUAAAGGACGAUGAAGUUGUUCUCCUCUGCAAAUCAGCCGAAAAAGCCGACGCGGGCCGCAUAUCAGCUGUCCUAAAGAACGUGAAAGGCUCCGACACAGCGUACGUGAACUUGGUGGUGGUCGACAAACCUGGUGCUCCCGAGGGACCUCUCGAAGUUUCUAAGGUCACCCCCGAAUCCUGCAAACUCUCCUGGAAUCCACCUAAAGAUAACGGAGGUGAUCCUAUCACUAACUAUCUCGUCGAGAAGAAAGACAAAACUUCAGGUCGUUGGACUCCAGUGAGUCGUUUCUGCAAGGACACUGAAUGUGAGGUGAACGACCUGGAUCCAGGCGAGACCUACGAGUUCAGAGUUUCCGCUGUUAAUGAGAACGGCCAGAGCGAGCCACUGCUCACUGAUAAGCCGAUCGUUGCCAAGCAUCCUUUCGACACACCUGGCAAGACGGGCACUCCUGAAAUUGUGGACGUGGACGAGGGUACUGUGACACUUUCGUGGACAAAACCGAUCAGUGAUGGAGGGGGCAAGGUCAAAGCUGACGGCUUGGACCCCGAUAAAGAGUAUGAAUUCAGAGUGGUGGCCAAGAAUGACGCAGGGCUUGGUGAGCCGAGUUCUCCGAGCAAAGCUGUCCAACCUAAAGCGAAACCAACCAAAGCCUCGCCACCCGGAUCAGUAAAGGUGGACAAGGUGGGCCCUCACGCAAUCGACCUCAGCUGGACCAAGCCCCUCCAUGAUGGUGGAAGUCCAAUCAAAGGCUACAAAAUAGAGAAGCGUACACCGGGAGGAGAUUGGGAAUCUGCUUCGGACACUCCUAUUUUCGGCGAACAGGCAACAGUUUCGGAUUUGAAUGAAGGUGAGACUUACGAAUUCAGAGUGGCCGCCAUCACUGAUGCCGGCACUGGCGAUUUUAGUUUAGCCACGCCUCCCGUCAAAGCCGAAAAACCUAAACACGCUCCCUCGUCCCCAGAGAACCUUCAAGCCACGGAUAUCCACGCAGACCACUGCAAGUUGUCGUGGCUGCCACCUUCUGAUAAUGGCGGAGCUGAUAUCACAGGUUAUGUGGUAGAAAAAUGUGAGGAAGGUUCUUCAGUGUGGGAGAAAGUUCCAGGAGUUGUCAGCGGUGAGUCACACGUUGUCCGAGGACUGGAGCCAGGCAAGAAAUAUAAAUUUAGAGUAAAGGCUCAAAACAAACUUGGCCUGGGAGAACCAGUUGAAACAAAUAAAUGGAUUCUUGCUAAGAAUCCCUACGACCCACCAGGCGAACCAAAAGAUCCAUUAAUAACGAAAUAUGACAGAAAUUCUGUGACGUUGGCUUGGAAAGCUCCAAAUGAUGAUGGCGGCAAUCCAAUUGAAGGCUACAUCAUCGAGAAGUGCCCGGCAAAAGGACGCGGAGAUUGGACGCCUGUCAAUUCUACGCCGACAGCCGGCACUACAUUCACAGUACCAAACUUGACGGAAGGAAGUGAGUGGGAGUUCAGAGUGGUGGCUGUCAACGACGCUGGUCCCGGCAAGCCAAGCAAGUCGACUGGGCCUCACAGAGUCAGGGACCAAGUCUUUGCGGCUGGAGCUCCAGGAACACCACGCGUUGACGAAAUUUCACCAAACUCUGCAACACUUUCCUGGGACAAACCGCUGGAUACAGGAAACGGAAAAAUUGAUGGCUAUAUUGUUGAGAUGAAGGACAAAGAUGGCGAGUGGAAAGAAGUUUCUCCACUUGUAAAAGAUAACAAAUUCAAAGUACCCCACUUAAAGGAAGGAGAAACAUAUCAGUUCAGGGUGAAGGCUGUCAACGAGGCGGGUCCAGGGACUCCCAGUGCCCCCACUGGACCCGUUGUUGCCGAGAAACCUGCUGAAAAGCCAAGCAUAGAUUUGAACGGCAUAAAGGACAUAACAGUAAAGGCGGGCCAGGAGAUCAAAAUAGCAGUUCCCAUAAAGGGUUGGCCCCUCCCAACUGCUUCUUGGCAACUGGGAGAUGAACCGAUUAUUAAUGGAGGAAGAGUUAAAAUGGAGACCACACCAGAUUUUGUGUAUCUUUCGAUAAAAGAUGCAUCCAGAGCUGACACCGGCCCUUACAAACUUCAUCUCAAAAACCCAUCUGGGACCGCGGAUUGUGUUGUCAAUGUUACUGUUCUAGAUAAACCGGCAGCACCCGAAGGACCAUUAGAAGCAACCGAUACCAAGCCCACCGAAAUCACUUUAGAAUGGAAACCACCAAAAGAUAACGGAGGUGCCAAAAUUCAGAAAUACGUCCUCGAAAAGAAACCUAAAGGUUCCAACCGCUGGACAAAGGUGCCAGGAACGAUCGGACCCAACGAUACGCAGGCAACCGCCAAAAAUUUGGAACCAGGAGAGGAGUAUGAGUUCAGGGUGAUGGCCGUCAAUGAGAAUGGAGAAAGUGAUCCUCUGGUUACUACGGAACCAAUCGUCGCCAAAUAUCCGUUCAACGUUCCUGGAAAACCAGGUGCCCCAGAAGCUGUAGGUACCACUGAAGAUUCAAUAACACUGAGCUGGGAGCCACCGUUUAAAGAUGGAGGCAGACCCAUCAAAGGUUACGUCCUUGAGAAGAGGGAGGCGGGGUCAAAGAGGUGGAGCCGAGUGUCUCCUCACGACAUCGACGAUACGACCUUCACCGUUAAGAACCUCAUCGAAGGCAAACCUUACGAAUUCAGAGUAGCAGCAGUCAAUGAAGCCGGCGUCGGCGCCUUCGCUGAAUGCGACAAAGCCAUCAAGCCUCAGGCGCCAGCUACUGCUCCGAAAAUACAACUGGAUGGACUGCCUGGAGAGAUCUACGCCACUGAGGGAGAACCAUUCAAAAUAAAAAUUCCAUUCAAGGGAAGUCCCGUACCCACCGCUCAGUGGUUCAACGGGUCAAAAGAAAUUUUAGAAGACGACCGCAUGAAAGUAGAAAUUGGCGACGGCGAAGUGACCUUGACUUGCAGGGCAGCUAAAAAAGAUGACCAAGGACGUUACUCCAUCACUCUUAAAAACCCGAAAGGAACUGACACAGCCCACAUUAAUGUCAACGUUAUCGGCAAACCUGGUCCACCCGAGGGCCCCUUGAAAGUUUCAAAAAUAACUCCAGAAUCCUGUUAUCUUAGCUGGGAUCCGCCAACUCACGAUGGUGGUCGACCAGUGACCCACUACUUCAUUGAGAAGAAGGACAAAACAUCUGGAAAGUGGACGCCGGUGAGCAGAUAUUGCAAAGGAACAGGUUUUGAAGUGGGUGACCUCGAUGAGGGUGAGACUUAUGAGUUCAGGGUGUCGGCUGUCAAUGAACUUGGCCAGGGCGAACCACUCGUUACUGACAAGCCAAUUGUCGCUAAGCAUCAAUUUGAGAAGCCAGGAAAAACUGGCACACCGAAAGUUGAAGAUGUAGACGAGGACUCCGUGACCCUUUCCUGGGCCCGACCAAUGGACGAUGGAGGAAACAGAGUUUCAGGGUACGUCGUAGAAGUUAGAGAGAAGGGAUCAGAUAAGUGGAAGCCAGUCAAUGAGAAGAAUCCCUGCAAGGACAAUCGAUUCACUGUUGGAGAUCUGGAGAAAGGUAAAGAGUACGAAUUCAGAGUUAGAGCCAAAAAUUUGGCGGGUCUAGGCGAUCCAAGCAGUCCGUCGCAAACGGUCACACCUAGAUCGAAAGCAUCCAAAGCAUCACCACCCGGUCUGCCAUCUGUCGACAAAGUAACGAAAAACAGCGUUGAUUUGAGCUGGACGAAACCGCGUUCAGAUGGUGGCAGUCCCAUACGGGGCUACCAAGUCGAGAAGAGGCUACCCGGUGGAAGCUGGGAGAAGGUGAAUCACAUACCGAUUGAAGGUGAGAAGAUUCACAUUCCAGAUUUGGACGAGGGUAAGGAGUAUGAGUUCAGGGUGGCUGCCGUAACAGAGGUUGGUCCUGGAGACUUCAGUCUUAACACGGCUCCCGUCAAAGUUUGCGAAAGAAAAGCUGAAAGAUUACCAGAAUUCUUGCAAAGACCAGCUGAUUCAACGACGCCGUUGGAUGAAGAUGCUAAAUUCCAAGUUGUGGUCGAUGGAGAACCUUUCCCGAAAGUUAAAUGGUUUAAAGACGGUUUUGAGUUGAAACCAGGCGCGAAGUAUCGCAUUGUUGAGGACGAUGGAAAAGUUCAGCUGAUCGUGAAAAAUGUCCAUCCUGACGACGCUGGCGACAUCACGUGCGAGAUAUCAAAUCCCAAAGGAAAGGAUAGUGCUACUGCUCGCCUCAUCGUUCAAACUCCGCCAAAGAUUGACGGGGACAUCAGGGAGCAGUCGGUGGACAAGGGUGACACCUUCAAACUGAAAAUUCCCUUCCACGGAACCGGUCCCUUCUCGUACAAGUUGCGCAGAGAUAACAAAGAAAUACCCGACGGCCAUGAUCGUGUUAAGAUUAUACCCUACGAUGGAUACGUCGUGCUGCAGAUAAGAGACGCAGAGAAAGGUGACACUGGAAAAUAUAAACUAGAAAUUUCAAACGACAGCGGCAAAGGUUCAGUAGAUAUACCCGUAAAGGUCAAAGCACCGCCUGGCAUCUGCAUAGCUCCCCUGCAAGUCUCAGAAAUAACGAAGAACGCCUGCCACUUGAGGUGGAAGGCACCCGAAGACGAUGGCGGCUCUAAGAUUACCCACUAUUGCAUCGAGAGAAGGGAGAGUGGAAAGCCCUACUGGACCACUGUUUCUACUCACACCAGAGAUUUAGAAAUAGACGUGCAAGGCCUGGUAGAGAACAAGGAAUAUUUGUUCAGAGUCUGCGCCACCAAUGCUCACGGCAACGGAGAAUGGUUGGAAGCCCCUAACCCCAUUGUUGCCAAGAUGCCCUUUGACCCACCCGGACCACCAGGCGAACCAGAGGCUCAGGAAGUCGGUGGAGAUUUUGUCUCGUUGUCAUGGGAACGACCUCGCAGCGAUGGGGGAGGUAAACUUCUGGGAUAUUUUGUCGAGAAGAAAGAAUCAACGUCAGAAAAUUGGGUGCGAGUUAACCAGGUCCCCAACCCUGCCAAUGUUUUCAACGUGAGUGGGUUGAUUGAGGACAGAGAAUACGAUUUCAGAAUAUUUGCAGUGAACGAGGCAGGCGAGAGCAAACCUGCUGAAACCGGCCGGAGAAUCAAAGUAACCGAUCCGAAAGCUGCUAAGGUUCCUGAAAUUUUGUCCGGACUGAAGCCUGUCACGUGCAUGCAAGGAAAAACAGCCAGAUUUGAAGCUACAAUAAUUGGACAGCCAAACUUGGAAGUAACAUGGUACAAGGGCUCCAGAGAAUUGUUUGACAGCGCCAAGUAUGAAACUUCGAAGGAGGGCGACGUGUUUGCUCUGCACAUCAGAGAUGCGUUCGGCGAAGAUGCAGACGAGUAUUGUGUCAAGGCCACCACCUCUGCAGGCUCGAGGUCAUCCAGGGCUGAUUUGACGAUAAAAAGUCCGCCAAAAAUAAACGUACCACCGAGGUUCAUGGAUGUGGCGCAGUUCGAAAAGGGUGAGGACGUGGUGAUCAAGUUGCCAUUCACUGGCUUUCCCAGGCCGAAAGCCAGGUGGUACAAAAACACGUUAGAUAUUGAAGAGAGCAGCAAGUACAAUAUCGAAUUGAAGGAGAGGCACGCCAUACUGACCGUGCAGAAAUCUGACCGAAGCGAUAAUGGCGAGUACAGACUUUCUCUCGAGAACGAUCUCGGGAGUGAUUCCGCCAUCAUUAAAAUCGCAGUCAAUGAUGUACCCGACCCACCGAAAUUGCUGAACGUGGACAACCUCUACCACGACAGCGUCAUGUUGUCGUGGAAACCACCGCUGAACGAUGGCGGAGGUUUUAUCACGCAGUACAUUGUUGAGAAGAGGGAGGAGGGCAUGAGUAACUGGGUCAGGUGUGCCCCCACUAGGUUUGCAUUUGCAUGCAUCGAGGGCUUGUCUCCGAGCCACAACUACGAAUUCAGGGUCAUCGCCGAGAAUCUCUACGGGAGGAGUCAGCCGAGUGAGCCGGUCACGCUGAAGACUGUUUCUGAGCAGGAAGGUCGACAGAGGAAAGGACUGGCCCCAGAAGACGAAAACAAGAAGAAGAAAUACACCGGUCCCAAGCCAGACAACUACGAUCGAUUAUACCACAAUAUUUGGGACAACAACAAACCGCAAUCUGUGGACGUUAAGAGUGGCAGCAGCGUCUACGACAACUACGACGUCUGUGAGGAAAUCGGGAGUGGGGCGUUCGGGCGCGUCCACAGGGCAGUUGAGAAGUCAACGGGUGAUAAUUACGUGGUGAAGUUCGUCAAUACGCCGCUGCCCGCCGACAAGCAGACCGUCAAAAACGAAAUCUCCAUCUUAAAUGAUCUCAGACAUCCGAGAUUGUUAAACUUGCACGAUGCAUACGAAGAGCCGAAAGAAAUGGCUAUGGUCUUUGAAUAUUUAUCCGGCGGAGAAUUAUUCGACCAGAUAUCUGACGACGAUUCCAAGCUGACCGAAGCAGAUGUGAUCAAUUACGUGAAACAAAUAUGCGAUGGCCUCAAGUUUAUGCACGAUAAAAAUAUUGUACACCUCGAUAUCAAGCCGGAGAACCUCCUCUGCCCUACACGCAAAAGUAGGGAUGUUAAAUUAAUCGAUUUCGGUUUGUCGGCUCGAUUAGAUCCUGAUGUGGCCGUCAAAGUAUCGACUGCAAGCGCCGAUUUUGCUGCUCCGGAAAUCGUGGAUCACGAACCGGUCGGAUUUUACACCGACAUGUGGUCUGUCGGUGUGCUGACAUAUGUUCUAUUGAGUGGCUUGUCGCCAUUCGGCGGCUCAACAGACAGCGAAACGCUUAACAACGUCAGAAGCGGCAAGUGGGAUUUCGAUUCGGAAGCAUUCAGUGGAAUUUCUGACCUUGGCAGGGAUUUCAUCAGCAAACUUCUCAUCAAAUCACCACAAAAGCGAAUGACAGUGCACGAAGCUUUGGAGCAUCCCUGGUUGUCACAGCCCCACCCGGACUACACCCAUCGUAUUCCUGGUUCCAGGUUCAGCAAAAUCAGGCAAAAAAUUGGUGGAAAAUACGUAAGUUUUUGGAGAGAAAGCGAUUGGGGAACUCCAAUGCCUGCCAUUGGUCGGAUCGCCAACUACAGUUCCCUCAGAGGGCAAAGACCUCGUGAAUAUCAAAUCUACGAUAAUUAUUUUGAUCGCAAGGAAGCUAUGCCUCGAUUCGUCAUCAAACCUCGCCAUUGCUACGUGCAAGAAGGUGGUGUCGGUAGUUUCAAAUGUAAGGUUAUGGCUGGCUCUACCCCUCUUAUCACUUGGUAUUUCAAAGGCCAAGCGUUGAACCCGGGCUUGAAAUUCAUGCCGAAAUACUUCGGAACGGAUUACGAGCUGAGGGUUGGUCGUUGCAAGCUUGAAGACAGAGGGACGUACGUCGUUAAGGCUGUCAACUCGUACGGAAGUCGCGAGGAAUGUGCCAACCUAACUGUCGAGCAAGGCCCACCGCAGCCAAUUCAGAGGGCAUACAGCGUCGAACCGACAUCUGCCUACAAAAAGAAACCGGUAGAAGACAACUUCGAAAAGUUCCAGGAGAAGAAGAAGGCUCCGAGCUUCUUGUUCCACCUUCGCGAUCGCUUCCUGCAGGAAGGUGUCGCAUUCAAAUUGAUCGCCACUGUGGACGCCAACCCCACUGCCAAGGCGACCUGGUACAAGGAUGGGAAGGCUCUGCACGUGGGAGGCAAGUACAACAUCGACACAUCGGUCGGCGUCUGCACGCUGGAGGUGGCUUCCUGCGACGUUUCAGACGCCGGCAAGUUCAGUUGCGUGGCAGAAAACGAGCUGGGUAGUGCCGAGACAUUCUGCAAGAUCAGCGUCAACAAAAAAGUGGACAUCAAACCGGAUUCAGACUUCAAGAUAGGCAGCGUGCCAGUGUCGACCAGCAACGUCAUCUACGGAGGACACGCCUACAGCAGCUUCGCUGACGAACGACCGCACAUAACAUCAGCAACAACAGGAGCAGCUAGCAGCAGAUAUCCAAGUGGUGGCUACGAAAGCAGCUACUCAAAAAUAGGCUACAACGAACGAUCGAGGAGAGCCGGUUCGAUGGUUCCCACCUCCGACACAACGAACGACUUCAAGAUCAAAGUCAGAUAUAUGAACGACGUAGACACUGACGACUACACGACCAGCACUAGCAGAUACAGAUCAGGCUACAGCAGCAGCACUGCUGGCUCUAACAGAUCCUCAAUAAACAUUUCUAACCUGCCGCCCAGACCAGGCCACCACACGUCGGUAUCUCUAACCUCCAACUCGCUAUCAUCAUCGCAAGGCAUCUCUCCAUACACCAGUGUAGUAAGGAAGUCCAUUACAACAUCGAGCCGCGGUGGUUCAGGUGGUGGUGGCUAUGGUAGCGGCGGAUACGGCGUUGGCGACAAGACAAUGUAUAAAAGAAGCGUAUCUCAAGUGUCUUCCAGCCGCCGAUACUGACGAAUGCCCACAGACAACUUCUCCUUGCUCCUACUUUGAUGAUAGUUAGAUAUAGAUAGAUAUAUAGUCUGAUCUCAUCCCGCUAAUGUAAUUUUUUUGUUAAGAAGAUAAAAAAAAUACUAAUUUUAUUUUUCAAUUUAAAGUUUUCUUCUUUGUUUUAAAUUGUUUUUCCUUGAAUAUUAUUGAUCGUUCAACGUACAAGAUGUCCAUGCGGCUUCAUUUCAUAACGACAUGAAUGAGUCUCACGUGUAUAUUGUACAUUGAAUCCGAUUUCUAACUUUUAAUAUUGUACUAACAACACUAUUUCAAUCCCUCCCAUCAAUUAAGUUACUACUGCUCCUACUACAACUUCUGUUAAUACUACUACUACAGCUUUUGUUACUAUUGCUACUUAUAUAAUGCUACCAUAAGAAUGAAUACUAAUAAGUACCGUAAAAUCUAUUUUUCGUUUAAGAACUUUCAAAUUUGCUUUCGAUUUUUUAUGAUUCAUCAUCAUUAUUCGCAGAGACAAAUUUUUUGCAAUUUUUGCCACAUAUCUAUCUAUCUAUCCAUAUUUGUAUUCGCAUGUUCAUCCACUUAUGUUAUAUUUUUUCACAUUUGGAAAUGAUUAAUUAUUCUCUUCCUAAUAUCAGAGAAAAAAUUGUGUUUCGUUUUUCUUGGCUUGCCAAAAAAUUAUAAAAUUGAACAAA